Molecule: messenger RNA, 4312 nt
Organism: Paramuricea clavata
Lineage: Eukaryota; Metazoa; Cnidaria; Anthozoa; Malacalcyonacea; Plexauridae
Source: the annotation of a GenBank genome assembly
AUGACUUGGAGACUUCAAUGGUUGUGCUCAUUUCUGAUAAUCAUCUUCACAUCACCCAAUUCCUCAAUUUCAAAACCAACUGAAGAAGCUCCUCGGGCAUCCAUUGCAGGCAACGUGACCCUAGGAGGCCUAUUCCCUCUUCAUUUCCCAGGAGAGACCGGCCCUUGCUCUGUUUUCAACAGCCUCCGCGCCAUCCAAGAAAUAGAAGCUUUGUUGUUUUCUAUCGACCAAAUAAACGCGAAUGAAACGCUCUUACCGAAUAUUACAUUAGGCGUAAAAGCGUUUGACACAUGUGGUGACGCGACAUCGGCACUGAACAGCGCCGUCAAAGAGUUUGUUCUUGGGAAAAAAUGGAACUCUGAUGAACAUUGUGCAGAACACGAAAGGCCGGUCAUUGGAGUCAUAGGUCCGGGCUAUAGCUAUGAAGCUGUGCAUAUUACCCCGUUCCUAAACCUCUUCGAAAUUCCACUUAUAAGUUAUUCUGCAACGAGUCCCGAAUUGAGCGAGAAAGAUGAAUUCGAGUAUUUUUCACGGACAGCCACAUCAGACGAUUAUCAGAUACCGGCAAUUAUAGACCUACUGGUGCGAUUCAACUGGACCUACGUUUCGAUAUUGUACACGGAUGAGUCGUACGGAGAAGCUGGAUAUGAAGGUCUGAAGAAAGAAGGGGAGAAGAAAGGUAGAAUUCAUCGUUUUCUUGAACUCAGUCUUUCACCAUUAUUUAUUAACUAAAGAUGAUUUUCCUCGCUGAAACGAACCAGGAAACAUUGCUUCCCAAGCAUGAUAAAUUUCCCGAAGCUGGGCAAACUAUGAAACAGUGUAUCACAGUCAUGUUUCCCAAGGGAGGACAAACCGGGAAAUAAUAUUUCCUAGACAUGUUAAAUUUCUCGAAGAUGGGUAAACCGCAAACCAUGAAACAUUGUUUCCUAGCCAUUGUUUCCUGAAGGUGGACAAACCAGGAAACAUUGUUUGCUAGCCAUGUUUCUCGAAGGUUGGACAAACCAGGAAAUAUUGUUUGCUAGCCAUGUUUCCCAAGGGAGGGCAAACCAGGAAACAUUGUUUCCUAGCCAUGUUUUCCAAGGGAGGGCAAACCAGUAAAUAUUGUUUCCUAGCCAUGUAUCCCGAAGGAGAGCAAACACUGUUUCCUAGCCAUAUUUUCGAAGAGCAAGUAACAUUGCUUUUUUAUAACUGUAGUUGUAAGUAAGAUUUAAACAUCAAAUAUUUAUACACUCCUAUUAUAGGAAUCUAUUUUGCGAACAAAAUAGCCGUGCCACAGAAGUAUGAUAAAGUGAAAUUCAAAGAAAUCGUCGAUGCAAUAUUGUCCACGCCAAAGGCUACAGUCAUAAUUCUGUUCGGAGUCGACUCUGCGUUGGAGCCGAUACUCUACAUGAUCCAAGAGUACGCUGGCAAUAGAUCAUUGCAGUUCGUGGGCUCAGAUUCACUUGCGUCCGCAAUCAACGAAGAAUUGAAUAAAAUUCAGCGGGUCACUCAACAAGCGUUCUUUUUCAAUCUCCCCACAAGUCGAGUGGAAGGUUUCACAAAGUAUUUUUUAAACUUAUCCGUUCAAGGAAACGAACGUAAUCCGUGGUUUAAAGAUUUCUUUGAGAUGUUCAUGAACUGUACAUUCGAUAACCUAACUAGCGAUAAACCUAAUUGCGACCCAUACCUAACUUUAGGCAGCACGGAUUACUCAAGCCAAGUCAAAGAUUUUACCCAGAGUGUACCGCUUGUCGUGGAUGCGGUUUACGCCUUCGCACAUGCUCUAAACUACUUCUUAGAAGCAUGUCAGAAAAAUAUGAGUCAAAGUUGUGUACCGCUCAAUAAAAUCCCUGGGGACCAAGUGCUGAAUGCCCUUCGGAAGCAGGUUUUUCGGAGUCCUUCGGGAUCCGUCGUGAACUUCACGAAAGCUGGUGACGUCAUGGGUAGGUUACCAUGGUUACUUCAUCUUUCGCUUUAAAUUCCAUUGUUAAGGUUACACUACACAACCUUUGCCUAAAACUGUCGCAUGCAACCUGCUUACAACUUGAGUUAUACUGUGUAAAUCAAGCAUACAACUCGUCUACGACAAUUAGCCAUUCCGAAGUUGAUGAGUGGACUGGAGACGAGUAUUAAAAAGUGCCCAAAUUAAGAAAUGAACCAAAUCACUAAAACGACCACCUCAAACUUAGUAAGUAUACAAAGUUUGAAGACGUUUACAUGAAUACCCUCCGAAUAAUAAGCUUUUGAAAAUCGUGAUAUUUACUAUGAAAUGUAUUGUAAUUUUUGUUUUUGGGACGCGCGUCCCAAAAACAAUCCUUUAAUCAGUAAUUUCACAUUUUUCAAAAGCUUAUUAUUCGAAGGGUAUUCAUGUAAACAUCUUGAAAUUUUGUAUACUUACUAAUUUUGAGGUGGUCUUUUUAGUGAUUUGGUUCAUUUCUUAAUUUGGGCACUUUUUAAUACUCGUCCCCAGUCCUCUCAUCAACUUCGGAAUGGCUAAUGUAGCGAGUUGUGUGCUUGAUUUACACAGCUUAGUACAACUUAAGUUGGAAGCAGGUUGCACGUUUUAAGCAAAAGUUGUGCAGUUAUAAAUCGGCCUUUGCAAAACCUUGACUUGACUAAAAUCUAACAACCUACUUUAACCACUAGGUGUCUAUGACAUUUUCUACAAUGGCAAAGUUGACGGGAAAAAAUACGAAUAUGCCAAAGUCGGUCAAUGGAGAGGACUUGGGCAAAAACUUCAAUUUCCAGACUCCGAAUGGGAAAAGAAAUUCUCUCCGUUAAAAUCAACAUGUGAAACUGUCUGUGACGUGAAUCAAUACCGAAGGAAGUCAUCGAGAACACCUUGGCACUGUUGGGAAUGUAAAGAUUGCAAGGCCGGAUCCUACGCUGUGAAUGAAACGGUUUGUCACGAGUGUCCCAAAGGAGAGAAGCCUGACAUAGCACGCAAGCUGUGCGUGGAAAUUAUUCCUGUAUAUUUGACUGUCGAUGGAAAGGUCGUCUCGUUGUAUCUGGUGGUCCUACCAAUGGUUUUUGCUUCCAUAGGUCUUGUAGCAGUCUUGUUCGUGUUUGGAAUAUUCGUAAAGUACUGGAACACACCGCUCGUGAAAGCUUCGGGUCGCGAACUCUCCUCCUUGCUUCUGUUAGGAAUCCAUCUAGCAUUUCUGUUUCCUUUCGUUGCGAUUUCGAGACCAUCUCCAGUCAAAUGUUUCUGGCAAUUUGUGCUUGGAAGUCUACCAUUCACAAUCUGCUUUGUGGCGAUUGCUGUCAAGAACAACCGAACUUAUCGCAUAUUUAAUCCCAACCGUGUUAUCACAGCACAGCUUUCGAUGAUUCGACCAAAAUCCCAGAUCUUGGUUUCGCUUGGUUUAAUCACAUUCCAGUUAAUUCUGCUCUCAGCGUUGAUGCUGUUAAAUUUCCCACGAGACGAGUUGAUUUACUCCGAUUUCAAGACAAUUAACUACGUGUGCAUCACGUCGCAGGAACAAAUGUUCCUAUCCCAUCUGUACAAUGUAUUACUCCUCGUGGCUUGCACGUACUACGGUUACAAAACUAAGAAUAUCCCAAGGAACUUCAACGAGGCAAAACAUAUAGCAUUCGCUAUGUACGGUCUCUGCGUAUCGAUGCUUGCAUUUGGUGUAGUGGUUUUGUUGAAUUCUCAAUUUUCUAGCGAUUAUGGAGUGGUGGUUGAGAUGAUGCACAACAAUCUUUUUGGGUUUAUCAUCAUCGUGUGUUUUUUUGUGCCGAAGGUAUAUAUCAUUUUGUACAAGCCGGAGGAAAAUGCGAACAAUGUGACAGUGGCUACAAAUUCGGUUAUGGGGAUAGAAUCGGAUGUUGUAAGAACAAGGGAACAUCGAAGGUAGGAAAAUGAUAAUUGUAAUAUAAAUAGGUAUGGUAUGGUAAGGUGUGACAAGGUAUAGUUAGGGCAAGGUCAGGCGAGGUGAGAUAAGGCAAGGCAAGGCAAGGUAUGGUAUGGGUAAGACAAGGCAAGACAAGGUUAGAUAAGAUAAGGUAAAGGAAGGUAAAGUAAUACAUACAUAUAUAUCUAUAUAUGUUCUUUUCUUUUAUUAAACUAGAUCUCAUAAUCAAUUUCCAACAAAUGGGAUUGAAGUUGAAGAAUUCAACAUUAAAAAGGUACCAAUAGUCAUGUCAACAAAACUUUGUUUUUUUGUUUCAUCAUAGAGGUAAAAAAAGCUAUAAAACGUCUAUUUUCUAAACCAAUGUGUACUGUUUCACACGCCUUAUACCUUGCACUGUGUUGGGGAUUUAAGACAUUCUUUCCUUUUCAGGUCGAACCAGCCAACACGCAUACAAUGGAGGCAAAAUAGAAGAAAAA